AACGACUCUUCGUCGAGCCAAGCCCACAAAACCAGACGCGGCCAGACAAGCAACGCGGCAUCCGCGCGGCGACCAGGAGGAGAAGAGAACUAGAGAAGCCACCCGCCCACUCCCACCGACCACGCCAGAGCCGCGGCCAUGGACACCUUCUUCCUGUCGCACGGCUCGCCCACGCUCUCCAUCGACGAGACGAUCCCGGCGCGGAAAUUCUUCGAGUCGUGGCUCCCCGCGGCCGUCGCGGGGCCGGAGACGCCGCGCGCCAUCCUGGUGGUGUCGGGCCACUGGGAGACGGACACGCCGGCCGUCAACGUCAUCCGCGGCAACAACGACACCAUCUACGACUUCUACGGCUUCCCCAAGUCCAUGUACGAGCUGAAGUAUCCUGCACCCGGCGCCCCUGAUCUGGCGAAGAGGACAAAAGAUCUCCUGGAGCAAGCCGGGUUCGGCCCCGUGAAGGAGGACGAUGCUCGCGGGCUCGACCACGGCGCGUGGGUGCCGCUGAUGCUCAUGUACCCGGAGGCCAACAUCCCGGUGUGCCAGCUCUCCGUGCAGACCGGCCGCGACGGCACCUACCACUACAACCUCGGCAAGGCGCUGGCGCCGCUCCGGGAGGAAGGCGUCCUCGUCCUCGGCUCCGGCAGCGCCACGCACAACCUCCGCAGGAUCAGGAUGGAGACCGGCGCGCCGGUGCCGCAGUGGGCCUCCGACUUCGACUCCUGGCUCAAGGACUCGCUUCUGGACGGCAGGCACGAGGAUGUGAAGCGCUUCGAGGAGAAGGCGCCGUCCGCGAAGGUGGCGCACCCUUCGCCGGACCAUUUCUACCCGCUGCACGUGGCGCUCGGCGCGGCGGGGGAAGAGGCCAAGGCGGAGCAGAUCCACCAGAGCUGGAGCAACGCGACACUCUCCUACGCCUCGUACCGUUUCACCGCCAAGAACUGAUGAUGGCCCGGUCGCGCGCGUUGCACCUGCAGCAGUGGCCGUGUAUUUGUUUGUACCGAUAUACUCACCCCGGGCUUCAAAACGAACGUUCCGGACACGUGGUCUGGGAACAUAUAUUGGACGACUAAUUUGCAGCGCGGCAAUCAAACGUAAUAAAAAAUGUUAUUAUCAUAAUUGUUUUGAGGAAAACCUAUACACAUGAUUUUUACACAUCCAAUCAAUAAAGUUCUUCUAAAGAAAGAGGGCCUUUGUCGAUGCCAAGGAUCAACGCUUUUCGGAGGAUGCGAAGUCGGCACUAUUUGUUUUUCAAAGUUGGGGUGAGCAUGUUUGUCGAAAAUGAGGUGCACCAGGUGGUGGUCUUAAGCUUGGGUGCUCUUGUUUCCGGAUCGGAUGAUGUUUCCUGGGUUGUAAUCCUGCUCUAUAGAUUCUCAGAACCCUA
Molecule: messenger RNA, 1378 nt
Organism: Brachypodium distachyon (stiff brome)
Lineage: Eukaryota; Viridiplantae; Streptophyta; Magnoliopsida; Poales; Poaceae
Product: extradiol ring-cleavage dioxygenase
Exons: 3
Coding region: 139-939 (266 amino acids)
Molecular function (GO): oxidoreductase activity, acting on single donors with incorporation of molecular oxygen; zinc ion binding; ferrous iron binding
Source: RefSeq, a predicted model, not a curated record